AUGCAAAAUUUCAUAUUGACUUAAUAUAUGAGUCAGGAUUUAACAGGUAAUAAGAGCUGAAUUCAAUAGACAAAUAGAUUCUUAUGCUUAAUUUUCUUAAUACUUCUCUGAAGAUGUUAUGAACAAUGUCCUUAUAGAUGAUUCUGACAAAAUCAAAGAUUUGACUGAUCGACUUAAAGAUUCUUUGAAGAGUAAAACCAAUAAUACCAUUCUACUUUAUGGCUAAGAAGGAUUUGGUAGGAAAUCUGCAAUUAGAAAAGCUAUUGACAAUUGUGAAUAAGAUUUGUAGAUGAAAUCUAAGAAAAUCAUAAAAAUAUUUGUUAAUGCAUAUGUAUUUAAAUUUAAAACAUAAUAGCUCCAUAAAUCUGAGGGUAAUAUUCUAUCUGCCAUUAAUAAUCAAUUAUUAUAAACAGCAUAAAUCAAAUCCAAAAUUAACAAGCUCUCUGUUGAUGAAUUGAUGAAACAUUUCAAAUAAUAUGAAAAUUCUUUUCAUGGCAUAGUGCUUGUAAUUGAAAGAGUUGAAAUUUUAGCAACUGUUAAAAAAUAAUUCUUUUUAUAUUCAAUACUUGAAUGGAUAAGAGAAUCAAAAUAUCCAAUUAUUUUUGUUGGAAUUACUUCAGAUUUAUUAUUUUAAGAAAAAUUAGAAAAAAGAGUCAAAAGUAGAUUUUAAAAUAUUCCUUAUUUUUUUAUGGAAUUAGAUUUCUAAUUUGUUUAAAAGGUAUUAUUAACUAGACUUGAAUAAAUUGAUAGAAAUUAAGUUAUUAACAUAUACGAAAAUUAUAUUUUAUCAAAAUCAUUUGAGGAAUAUUUUGCUAAAUUAUAAUCUUUAUAAGUAUCAAUUAGUAAACUUAUUUAUUUAUUUCGAUCAUCCUUUUUUUUGGCAGGAUCUCGUUUUAAUAGACCUGAUAAAAAAAUGAUUGAUUCAUUUAAAUUUGAAAGGAAUGUAUAAGCAGAACCAAUUAGUCUUUAAGAGUUAAUGUAAUAAAGUUUAAAAUGGAUAUACCCAAAUGUUAAAUUAGAAAAUGGAAAACGUAUAAAUUAUUUAUAUUGAUAAUUUUAGUUCUAUCUUAACCAGAGUAUGUAAUUUUAUUCUCCUUCUAUAAUUUGAUAAUGCAUUAAAAGCCAUAAAUUAUGUUUGAUGAUAUAAUUUAGCAUUCAAAAAAGACUAUGUAAACAUAUAAAUUACAACAUCACAAAACAGCAAGUGAAUUUACACCUUUAGUAUUGAAUAAAGCAUUAGAUAAUUUAAUUAAAUAGAAAUUCAUAUCCCUUCAAUAAUAAAGUAAGAAUUUAGAAAAUAAUUAAAUUAUCUUAUGUAUGUCCAUAGAUGACUUAAAAAACUUAUUUGAAAAUAUUAGAUAUGAUUUACCUGAUUUUAUGAGUUAUUUAUAUAAUUUUAAUUUUUGA
This is a messenger RNA of Paramecium pentaurelia, 1407 nucleotides long. Lineage: Eukaryota; Ciliophora; Oligohymenophorea; Peniculida; Parameciidae. The record is from the annotation of a GenBank genome assembly.